GCGAUAUUGAACACCCUAUAUAUAAAUUUCUACCACUUUUGUUUUUUUACUUGACUCCAUAAAUUUCAUGUGUAAAAAUGAGAUAAGAAUUUAGUAUUGGUUUGUUUCAACAUUAUAAUUAAGCAAAUGACUAUGAUUGAAUAAUAUGAUGAAAUAUCUGUUUGCAUACAAGCAUUAGGAACAGCUACAGCAGAGGUUGUUGUGAUACAAUUAUUUUUUAGUUAACUAACAAAUUAAGAAAGUGAUUGCUGUUUUGCGAUAUGGAAGAAAUGGAAUUGGAUGUAUGGAAAAAUGAUUGGGGUCUACCAUCAGUUGAUGUGGAAUGUUUACAAGUUCUGGCUUAUGCUAAAUUUAAUGGUAUACCUAUAAAAGUAAACACUUCUGGUAACCCCUACAAUACGCCACGCGGUCGGUUACCUGUAUUGCGUAUAAACGAUAGGAAUCUUGAUACGGUCAAAGAAAUAAUACUUUAUUUUCAAAAAAGACAAUGGAACUCGGAAAUCGAAUUGGAUCCAAAAGAGUGCGCGCUUAUUAUGGCAUAUAACGAAUUACUAAAGGAGAAGUUACUUCCGGCUUUACAAUUUAUUUGGUGGAUAGAUAAAAAAAAUGUAGAUGAUUUAAUAAGACCAUGGUAUAGUAAAGCACUGCCUUUUCCGCUAAAUUUUUAUUAUCCCGGGAAAUAUGAGCGACAGUCACGUGCUUUAUUUGAGUGUUUGUAUCCUACCGAAGAUAAUAUUACUGACAUAGAAAAUAAGGUAUACUCCGAAGCACGAAAAUGCCUGACGCUCUUAUCAACGAGACUUGAAGAUUCGAAGCACUACUUUUUUGGAGAAAAGCCAACUCUAAUGGAUGCAAUUUUAUAUUCUUAUUUGGCGCCGCUGCUCAAAAUUAAACUACCAAAUGCAGCCUUGCAAAACCACUUGAAGGCCUGUACGAAUUUAGAGAAAUAUGUGUCGCGUAUAUCGCAAAAGUACUUCGAGAAGGACUAUCAAGAGUACGAGCAACGAAAAGCUGAAGAGAAUGCACACAAAGUGAGAAGAGAUUCGGAAACUGAUUUUCCUAAUAAAAGGAGAAAUCAAUUUUUCGCUGGAAUUUUUGCGACCUUGGCAAUGGCAGCUUAUGCUAUUUCAACUGGGAUAGUUCAGUUGCACUGGGAAAAGAGCUAUGACUUGUAACAGUUUCGUUGGCCACUCUGUACAAGCAUUUGUGCACCUUCAGUGAUGGGAUAGCAUUGGUACAUACACAGAAGCAUGUCAACAGAUGAGAGUAUAAAACGUUUUUGCAGUUAAACGUGUGAAAGAUGGAAAAAGUAAAAGAAGAUCACAGUAUAGUUCUGUUACUUAUGAGGUGUUGGAGAAUUGGGUACACACAGUGUGCAAGUUUGCAUUUGCAAUUUUUGUACAAUGUAUAAGUUCCUAAAUAUAUUUAUGUUGCUAAAGAG
Megalopta genalis is the source of this 1441-nucleotide messenger RNA. Its product is annotated as metaxin-1. Lineage: Eukaryota; Metazoa; Arthropoda; Insecta; Hymenoptera; Halictidae. Gene Ontology annotation, cellular component: SAM complex; cytoplasm. Gene Ontology annotation, biological process: mitochondrion organization. The record is from RefSeq and is a predicted model, not a curated record.